UUUUUGGACAGAUGACGCGGCGCACGCGCACAACGCCCCCACCCACACCACCCUUUUUGUCCGUUUUCUCGGCGGUUUUGCAAUGAUUUAGCCAAAAAACAACGAAAACUGCAACAAUGAAAGGUUAUGGGUCGCCGACGGAGCAUCCCCCACCGAUUAUCAUGCGUAGUAAUUGACUGAAACGCACCAAAACUCGCCAAAAUAGGCAAAAAACGCAAGUUUAGUGCCAGGACUGCGAUGACGCGCCCCCCGAAUGAGCAAACCCCGACUGUGAAGCUCGUGGUCGUGGGGGACGGAGGCGUGGGGAAGAGCGCCAUCACCAUUCAGUUUUUCCAAAGGCUGUUUGUGACGGACUACGACCCCACGAUCGAAGACAGUUAUUUGCAGCAUGUGGAGGUGGACGGGCAGUGCUGCAUUUUGGAUGUGCUUGACACAGCGGGGCAGGAGGAGUUCAGCGCAAUGCGGGAGCAGUACAUGAGGAAAGGGGACGGUUUUCUGUUGGUUUACUCGGUCACUGAUAAGAACAGUUACGAGAACAUUGUGAAUUUCCACACUCAGAUUCUGAGGGUUAAAGACAGGGACACAUAUCCGAUGUUGUUGGUCGCUAAUAAGGUGGAUUUGGUGCAUUUGAGGAAAAUCACAGAGGAGCAAGGGCGGGAGUUGGCGCAUAAAUUGGGGAUUCCGUACAUUGAGACGAGCGCCAAAGACCCCCCAGUCAACAUAGACGCCACUUUCCACGAGGUUGUGCGCAUUAUAAGGAAUCAGCCGCAGCCCGACCACGAGAAGCAAAAGCGGCGGAAGCUCAGCAAGCUUGGAAAAUGUAUUAUUAUUUAAUUUGCUUUUCUCUAUGUUAACAGGCCUAUUAAUUGUAUCCUAUAGCUUUAAAGUCAAGUGUUCAAUGUUACGUGUCAUAGAUUAUUGUAUUCUCUGUAUGAUGAGUCCAAGGCAAACUACAUCAUGUUUCAAGAGGACCAAAAACUGCUCAUUUUGCUUAAAAUUGGCUCCCGAUGGUACGAAAAACACGGCACUAAUUUAUUUCAGACCUUCAAAACGACAUUGUGAUAUUUUCGAUUUUUAUACAUAUGUUUAGAGGGAUGAAAACAGUAGUCUUGUUGACUUGUAUUAUAACCCGCUCAUGUUUUAUUUGAUAACCGAUUUAGCUAUUUUUUAAUACUAGGCGUUAAUCUAGAGUUUCAGCACGGGCUUCAAGUAUUAGCCAAAGAAACGUACAGUUGUUAGGUCAAACAAUUGAAUGACUCAGUUUUAUUUACCAAAGUUAUUUUAGUAGAGAUAGCUUAAACUCUAGAUUACAAUAUGUUUUUGACACUUUAUUACGAAUGUAAUCUUUUGUGUACGAUGUGUUAAUAAAAUUUAUUUGAAUGGAA
Tribolium castaneum (red flour beetle) is the source of this 1385-nucleotide messenger RNA. Its product is annotated as ras-related protein M-Ras. Gene Ontology annotation, biological process: Ras protein signal transduction. Lineage: Eukaryota; Metazoa; Arthropoda; Insecta; Coleoptera; Tenebrionidae. Bases 238 to 834 code for a protein of 198 amino acids. The record is from RefSeq and is a predicted model, not a curated record. The transcript has 4 exons. Gene Ontology annotation, cellular component: plasma membrane. Gene Ontology annotation, molecular function: GTP binding; GTPase activity; GDP binding.